Molecule: messenger RNA, 7965 nt
Organism: Argiope bruennichi
Lineage: Eukaryota; Metazoa; Arthropoda; Arachnida; Araneae; Araneidae
Gene: GEFmeso
Exons: 16
Coding region: 792-5165 (1457 amino acids)
Molecular function (GO): guanyl-nucleotide exchange factor activity
Source: RefSeq, a predicted model, not a curated record
CACACUUGCGUGUGUACGGUGAAGUAGCAGUGGAAGGGUAGUAAUUUUUAAACUUCCAUUAUUAUUGUGAUCUACAAAAAAGACAGCCGCUUUCAGCUACAAACUGUCAACACACACAACUGCUUCAUGAACUCCUUUUGCUACUACUAUUUUACAAGUUUUGUAUGAUUGUUUUAUAUCUCUGAUUUAAAUCAGGCAGCUGAAACACUUCUUUCGAUUGGAUUUAGUUAUUCAACGCUACGGAUUUUUAACGUCGACUUCAUUGAUAAGUUUACUUAACUUGAAACCUAUUUCCACACAAUCAUAUUUCUGUUAUCUCACAUAUGAUUGAUGUUUGGAAAAUAAAUACAUAUCACUACAGGAUAUAUAGAUAUAUAUUUUGUACGUGUAUCGCCCUAAGUGAAAAAACAGAAUUCUUUUAUUCUACUGUUCUGUAAACGGAUUUGUAUUGUUAAGUAUUUUGUACCAUGUGAUUUGUGUAAACUUCAUUUUCUGAUCCAUUUUUGUAUGAUGGCCAAAGGUGAAAAGUAUUUGAAACCUGGCCUACAUUUAAGAGAAGUUAGUAGUUCACUGUCACUGAUUAUCGGUGCUUUUUUUACGAUUUCCGGUUACGAUUAUUCCAAGUCACGCUGUUUCCGGCUUAGGAGUGAGAAUUUGACUGGAUUCUUAUCCCAUGUUAGAACGACUUCUAACUAAAACCGCAGAGAUCCCUGGACCAGAUGAUGUUUUGAUUUUGCACGAACGGUGUGACAUAUUUGUGUUCAAGACGUGAUAACCGUUGGAAUAAUUCGAUGGUUUUAAGUCGUAUGGAGAAAGCUUCUGGCAGGAAAUCUGAAAUGUGCCAAGCGUCCACCGAAUUAGUUCAAAAAUCGGAAUCCGACGAUGACUUUAAAUGGGAAGAAUUUUUCGGUACAUCGGUAGACUUAUCGUCGAGUCUAUUGGAUAUGUUUGAUACGAUCGUGGCGAAGAACACUCAGGAGGAUGAAACCACCACCAAUUGCACAACCCCAUCGCAUACGACCUCAGGUUUAGGAUCUGCGCCACCCCCUUGUGACCCAGGGGGAAAGGGGAAUGAACCCAAACGACUACCACCCCUCGCUGUGCCCUUUACUGGACACAGGAAUAAUCGGACUUAUAGCAAAAGAAGUUACUCUGAGAGCGCUUUUCAGGAAAAGAAGCGCCCCCUGAGUAGCAGUUCUGUGUCAUCAUCGUCAAGUUCAUCAUCAUCUUCAUUGCCUAGAAAUUCUUUAGAUGUUAAAAAAUCUUACUUGGCUAGCAUCGAAUCCUUAGACGACGAUGAUGAUGACGAUGACGACAGCAAUCGAACAGGUCCCAAUCGCGAUGGUUCCAUGAAUGGUGGCUCUGGGACAACCACAACUGGCCCUGCAGCUGGCAAGCCCAGGUGGUGUGAUCCUAAUCUCAGUCACACUGAUCGAGUUGUGCUGGAAAUAGUCGAUACUGAAAAGACUUAUGUGCGAGAUUUAAAUGAAAUUAUUGAGGGCUAUUUGAAACAUAUUAGUAAUAAUGAAGAAGCAAAAGUUAGCCACAAAUAUUUAAAGGAUUUAUUUAGUAACAUAGAAGAUAUUUAUUCAUUCAAUAGGUCAUUUGUUGAUGAAUUGGAAGCAUGCGGGCUGGAUCCCGUUUCUGUGGCUAAAUGCUUUGUGAAAAAUAGCAAUGGUUUUGAAGUAUAUACACAAUACUGCACAAAUUAUCCGAGAACAGUGUCUGUGUUGACAGAGCUUAUGGGAACUAGUGAAACAGCUGAAAUAUUUAAGGAGAGGCAGAUGGCUCUACAGCACAGUCUCCCUUUAGGUUCAUACCUUCUUAAGCCUGUUCAAAGGAUUUUGAAGUAUCAUUUACUAUUGCAGAAUAUGGUUAAACAUGCUAAUAAAGAAAGUGAUGGCUACUGUGAUGUGAAAAAUGCUUUAUCUGUUAUGACUGGCAUUGCCUACCAUAUAAAUGACAUGAAAAGAAAGCAUGAACAUGCUGUUCGAGUUCAAGAAAUCCAAAGUUUACUAUAUGGAUGGGAGGGACAAGACUUAACAACUUACGGAGAAUUGGUUGCAGAAGGAGCUUUCAGAAUGUAUAGAGCUAAGGCCUUAAGACAUCUCUUUUUGUUUGACAAAAUGCUUUUAAUUGCAAAGAAAAAGGAGGAAGGUAUACUGAGCUACAAAACACAUAUCAUGUGCUCAAAUCUUAUGCUUAUUGAAAGUAUUCAGGGAGAACCACUUUGUUUCCAUGUUAUACCAUUUGAUAAUCCAAGGUUUCAAUAUACAUUCCAAGCCCGUAAUGUUGAACAGAAACGUGAGUGGUGUCUGCAGUUGAAAAGAGUAAUAUUAGAAAAUUAUAAUGCUGUCAUACCAUCUCAUGCUCGUCAGCUUGUAAUGGAAUUAGGUCAGAGUAAACAAGAUGACUCUGCAUUAGAAAAGAGCCAUACCAAACGACAGCUAUCUGCCCCUGAAUAUUUAGAAAAGCGUAAACAGGAGAGAAGAAAGUCUGAACUUAACUUGAAUCGCACUCUGAAAUUAAAGAAAGUUCUGAAGAAGGUAAGCCAUUUUACAACUCAAGUUGGUAAACAUAUAAUUGAUAUUGCAUUGCUGAUUUUCUAUAAUAUUUCUCUUUUAUUCUAUUUCUCUUGCUUUCACAUUGUUUUAUGUUUCUUCAAAACUGUAGUUUCUCUUAUGGCUCAUAUAAAUUUUAAUAGUGACAGUUCUCUAAAUAAAAAUAGUCAUUCAAAUGCCAGGCAUAAAAGUAGUGAUGACCAUGAAAACUGGAAAAGUCAUGACAAAUCUGCAUGGACUAAAAGCCAGGAGGAUGUUUGUCAUAAAAAGAGAUGGAUACUUGGGCACUUGGGAAAUAAGGAAAAUCUUUCUGAUUGCUCCUCAAAUGCAGCUUCUGGUGCUCCUUUUAGUAGAAGUUCCAGGGUAAGGCACAGUCUUCCUGAACCUUCCUUGAAUCAGCGCACGGCUAAUAAAGAACGUCGCUUUAGACCUUCUUGGCGUACAUGGAAUAGUGUUCCUGAAGAAACAACAGAUACUGAAAAUGAAGAGUUAGAGUCCAACAGAUAUGGUUCUCCUUCUCUCUCUUAUAGAGAUAGAACGUAUUCUGAAGCAUCUGAGGAAGCAUUUGAUAAUAAUGGUGAAUAUGUCACUUUCUUUUACGCUCAUGCCUAUGCAACAAGAGAUAUGCACAAUGGAGGGAUGGAUUUAACACGAAAUGCAGCUGAUUUAGAUAAUGUUUGCUCUGACUUUGAAGCUGGUGAAAAUAAAUUCUCACCUUCAAAAUUUAAUAAUAAAAAUAGUGUGGAGGUGCCAGUGGAUUCAAAACCGGAACGGCAGAAAGAUCAGGAUUCUGAAAGUGGUAGUUCAGUGAGUUCUUGGAAGCAGAAUUCUGCCAUCCGUCGUGUUCAGUCAUUUACUGGCAUGGCAAAAGCCAGAGUUGCAUCAUUACAGCACAAUAUUUCAUUUAAGUACCAUUCCUCUUCAAACAGUGAGCCAAAAUCAAAAUCUAAAAAGUCUUCCCAUUUGCCACCUAAUGGAGUAUGCAUGUUGCCAUCCGAUUCAAAGGAUACCAGUCCUACCACUCCUGCUGCUUGGUUGAAACAACAAGAGGAACAUCUUGCUGAAAGUGGAAAGAAGAGUGGGUCUUUACCCCGGAGUUUCCAACUUGCAUCUGAUAAUACUGCUGGCCCUUCAGAAGUGAAACCUGUUGUCCUUAACGAUAGCAGUGUUUGUCGAAUGAGGUUACGCAUGGAUGGUCAACGAUCUCUACACAGUGAACAACGUCCAUUUACAAUUGCAUCUGACAAACCCUCUCAAGCUGAUUUUGGUGAUGAUUUAGAUUAUGUUGUUUUAGAUUAUUCUCAUUGCACAAGUUCAGAAUAUGGUUUUCCCAUCAACAGAGAUGGAUAUGAACAAGAUACAACUACUGGAUGCACAAAUACACCUGCAGUUAGCAUGGAAAAUGUUCAUUCUAUUCAUCCUGAACUUAAGAUUUAUCAUCAGUCAGCUUCAAAAUAUGCUACUUUGAAACAUAUUUUUUCACACAUGGGUUCCAAAAUAGCUGGUUUCAAGGCAAAUUUAGUGAGUCCAUCUUCUCAUGAUCAGUCAAGUCCCGAACACCCCGCUAGAUUUCAUUCUGAAUCUUCAAAAAAUGACUUCAAAAGAUCAGAUAGUCAUACAAGUAUUAAAAGUGAAAAUGAACUAAAUACAAAACUUUUUCCUGUGAAAAUUGCACAUUCAGUUGCUAAAGCAUAUUCAUCUGUGAUGAGGCAUAAAAAGAAGCAUGAGCUGAAAAUAAACGAUAAAAAAUCGGCCUUAAAAAGAGAAAAAAUUAACCUAGGAAGUUACAAAUCAGAAAGCUCACUCAUAGGUGCUAGAAUGGCUCAGCCUUUGGAGUCUGAAUACAGUGUGCCAAAAUUAAUCCUUCCAGCCAAAACAUUCAAAGAUCUCCGACCUGACAGCUUAUUCUCUGAGUCUUCCAAUGCAACUUCUUCAAGUGAUGGUGACAAAAAUGGCAUAAUAGAUGGUUCAGAGUAUCCAAAAAACGAUGCAGAUGAUACUGUUUCAGAAGCUAGUGAUACUUCUGCAGAUAGCUACUAUGAAAGGACAUUUGAUGCUAUAGAGAAUGCUUUGGCACAUGACAUAUUUCGAGAUUCUGCUAUUUAUAGUGAUCCUGAAGAUGCAGAUUUUAGUGCUAUAGAAAAUACUAACUUGAUUAUUGGCUUGGAAGAAUCGAGUGCAGAUCAUCAUGCCAAAAAUUCAGUUUAUCAAAAUGGAGAUACAGAUUCUUUGUCUCCAUCCUCUCCAAAAAUAAUGUGUGCUCGACGUGUGAAUCAAGCAAUACUUGAUAGAUUGCGAAUCCUAGAAGAAAAUGUUAAGUUUCAAAACGAUGAAGCUUCUGCCAUUUUGACUAAAUCAAAACCACCUCCUCCACCAAAUCAGAAGAGGCUUGAUUUAGACAAAUGGGGAACUUUAGUAUUAAACAAAGACUUUGAAGAGAGUGAAACUAGUUCUGAACAUUCUGCAUCAACAGUAAAUACUGUUAUGGAAUCUGGAAAUAAAGUAUCCAAGGCCAAUGGGAAUGUAAAUUGUCGGAGUCCUCCUCGAGUUAAAGGUUGGGUGAAGCAUGUUGUUGAGAAAUUACAAGGGGAAGGCCAAGCAUAAAACAUCACAAAUUACAAGUAUGAUCAAAACUGCCAAGAGUUCCCUGUGCCUUUGCAUCUUCUGUUGGAGUGCCAAAACACAAUGCAUUUAAAAUAUGCAAAAUAUCAAUGUGAUAUAAAUUUGUACAUGAUUUUCCCCAUGCAAAUUAGUUAAGUCAUUGUUCAUAAGUCACGAGUGCAGCUGAAAUAGAUUAUUUAGCAUGUGUAUAUUUAUAUAUAACAAUUUUCUUUGUAUCAAAAGCCAAUAAUGAACUUACUCAAUGGUUUUACAGUUUAAAAACACCUGAGGUGUAACAUGUUAAAGCUGUUGUUCAUAGAGUAGUUUAUUUAUCUAAGUAGAGAAAUUAAUUAUAUUAAAAACUUUUUAACAGAUGCAACCCUGCUAAAAAGGGAAUUCCACAUUUAAGGAUACCAUAUUAUAGCAUUUCAGAAAAUAUUUCCUGACUCUUAUUAUGCUCAUUAUUUUUAGAUUGAACAUCUGGUAUUCGAAAUCAUAUAUAAGAUGUUUAAUACUAGACUGAAAAUUAAAAAAAUAAAAUUGUAUAAAUAUAAAUUGCAAGCAAGAUAUUUUAAUUGACUAUUAUUAGAUUCUUUUAUAAAUGACAUAAUAUAAAGGAGAGUAUAAAAAGUGUUAAAAUUGUUACACAAAAUUAAAAUUAAAACAAAGAAUAUUUCAAACCAUGGGUAAUAUGAUUAUACUCUCUAAAUAAUGUGUGUUUGUAUUCUUCCCCUCAUUGGUGAAACCUUUUUUAAUCGAGAUAAAUUUAUCAAUAUUAUCAUCUUAAAAAAUCUAUUACAAAAUAUUUAGUUGUUAAAGCUGGUGCUGUCAUAGUUAGGAUUUUUUUUUUUUUUUAAUACUCAGGAAAAAUAACAAUUUUACUCAAAAUUGUGAUAUUCAGAAAACUUCUGUCUUUAAAAGAAACCAUACCAUCAAAUUAUAAUUACAGUCACCAGGCAUUAACUUUAAAUUCUUUUGGUAGAAUCAUUAAAAUUCUGCAUGAAAUGUUUGCAAUUAUUUGGGGGUGCUGAAGGAUUAAAAAAAAAAAUUAUAUGCUUAUAUCAAAUAGAUACAAGAAAAAUAUUAAUAUGCAUCUUAAAAGUUUGCAUUUUUUAAAAACUAUGAACAUAUUUUUAGAAACCUCAUUAAUAUUUUUUAAUGUGAUUUUUUUAAAGUUUUAUUUUUAUUUUUUUGAAUGUGGCAUUUUUUUUUCUAAGAAUUUUAUAAAGAAUUUUAAGAAAUAUUUUCCGAGCUAAUUUUGGAUGUCAUUAUUAUGCAGUGAGUUUAUAUGUGUAUAUUAGUAGAGGAUCUACUUUUGAUUAAUUAAUAUUAAACUGAGUGCAUUAAUUUUAUGAAUUCAUGAAGAUAUUUUUGUAUGUCAGUUGAUUUACAUAGAGUUCAAUCUUCCUUUUGAAGUGUGACUUUUGAAAACAUUCAUUUUUAAUAAGAUGUACAGUGUAGUGUCAUUCUGGGGCAACUUGAUAUCCUAAAACAUUGUUCUAGUCAUAGCUUUUGUAUCAUAUUUAUAUAUUUCUAGAAUUUGUAACUAGACAGAUGAGUGUUAUAGAAAGAGUUUACCAUCUAAGAGUGAGGAUUAUGUACAUUUUACUAAUACUAUUGUUAUUCACUCUUCAUAUUAUAAAUGGUUGUCUGCGGAUAAAUUAAAACGUCCUGUUUUACAGUAAUAUUUUAUUAUUCCAUUUUCGUUUUGAUAAGAUUUGGCAGCUUUUAAACUUUGUUGAAAAUUGGAAUUGCUUAGGGAUUAGGGACUGCUAUCUUGCCUACUUUAUUUUCAAAAGGUGUGCAUAUAUAUGAGAACUUUUUAUUCAGCAAUAAUCAUUGUAAAUGAUAAUAAAUAUAAAACAACUUUUUAACUAUUUAAAAUUUGCUUUUAUAACUAAUUCUGAUGGAUACUUGAAGUAAUUUAAUUUCAUCUUUGUUAUUUUUUUAUGACAGAUUUAUUAUCAAAAUUUGGUAUUUUUAAUGUUAAGAAUUUUUACAGAAUUUAAUAAUUCCUUAGAACUUUAAUGAUCAGGAUUACUUGGAAAAAAAAUUCUGAUUUUUUUUUUAUAUGUAUGUACACCUGGGUGAUAUAAAUUUGAUAUUUACAUAUAGCUAAUUAAAUAGAAAUACUCUUAUUAAUAAUUUUUGAAAAUUACUUUUGCAUAUUUAACAGUAAAAUUGUAACCAAGUAUUUAAGAAUUUAAAGUGAGAUUAUUAAUUUCCAAAUCAUUUUCUGCAGUAAUAUCUUGUGAUAGUAAUUAAUUAUUGAUAUUUGAAUAUUAUCAAUAUGCAGCUGUUAUUUAUAGAAACUUAUUUAAUUAAUAUUGUACAAUACAAUAUUAUUUUAGUUGAUCAACAGAGUCGGGUAGUGUGCCUCAAACAUAUACAUAUCAAAAUUAAUCAUGUUAGUCCAUUUAGAAUUGUUGCAAUUAUCAGCCUUUAGAAGUUAAGUUUUACAAUGAAAUGUGUCUUAGCUGAAGAGAAGAGUUCCUAUUGCUUCAGUAAAGAGCAAAAUAAAAUUACAGCUGACAGAAAAGCAUUUUUAAUGUAAAACUUCUUUUUGAUGUUGCUAUAUUUUAUAUGUAGAUCUUAAAUUGACAUUAAGCAUUUAAACAAAAUGUUGUUAUAGUAAACCAUCCGUAUGACAAUCGUGCAUAAAUGUAAAUAUGUAUUUUCUUAUAAUUGUUUGUGAUUUUUUUUUACUAUAUUUAUACUUGUACAUGAUUGUAAGUAGAUUAUGCUUGAGAUGCAAAUUUUAAUUGCCGAGUGAUAGUUGUACAAGAGAAAUAAUAAAUGCUUC